AUGGUUCUCACAGGUAGAGGUGGCUUCGGAAACUUUUCCUCCAGUUCAAGUGCUCAAUCCCCAGUUUUGGAGCCCUCCCAACCUCCUCCCGUUCAAUCCUUUAAGUCAGCAUCCCAGCCUGUUUCUACUGGCCGUGGUGGUUACGGUAACACUAUCCCCAUCUCCAAGAUUUCAACAUUGACUCCUAACGAGUACCUAGCUGAACUCCAGCGUUCAGUCGAUGCCACCCCAGCAACAGUUUCUGUUGGCAGAGGAGGAUCCGGCAAUAUCCGCCCACCAACUGAUACAACAGAGGGAAGACAUACUAAUGCUUCCAUCUCUCCUAUUCUGGCUCCCGGAUCUUCUCCUAGACAUGCUCCAGCAUCAUCACCUCUUGUUCCUGUCCAGUCCAAUUCGUCCCACCUAUCAACGUCCAGCUUGAAGCCUUUGGAUGGUUAA
This is a messenger RNA of Magnusiomyces paraingens, 438 nucleotides long. RefSeq lists its product as uncharacterized. The transcript has a single exon. The coding region runs from base 1 to 438 and encodes 145 amino acids. The record is from RefSeq and is a predicted model, not a curated record. NCBI's taxonomy places the organism in Eukaryota, Fungi, Ascomycota, Dipodascomycetes, Dipodascales, Dipodascaceae.